CAACUCUUAUCUUUUAAUUAAUUUUCAUUUUACCUCAAAAGAAAAGAAAAUUCGAACUCCUCUCUCUCUCUCUCUCUCUCUUUCGUUCUCUCAAACAUCUCUUUCAAAGUAUCCGUUGGAACAGUUCGUAAUCUGAGAGAGAAAGUCGCCAUUAAGAAGCCAAGUGAUAAUCGAAGGUGAAGCAGAGAAGAACAAUCGGUUAAAUUUUGGAACGAUUUUUGUUCUUUGAUUCGAUGUCGUUCAGAGAGAAGAUGCCGACGAGUCCCAAAUCGCCUCUGAGAAGGAGACGCUCGAGCUGGACCGGGUCAUGGCUGAACCAUCCGACGACGUCUUUCAAGCAAGUAGUCUCCGCCGUGAUUCAGUCUCAAUCCCCAAGAUCCAGGUCUAAAUCCCUAGGUUCCGAUUUCGAUUUCCUCGAAAUCGAUCGAACACUCUCCUUGUCCGAUUCCCUCCUCCUCAAGAUCCUCCAGAAGCUUCCCGAUUCCCAGAGCACCGACGUUUCCCUCGUCUGCAAACGGUGGCUGAAUCUCCAGGGACGGCGUCUACGGAAUCUCAAGGUUUACGAUUGGGACUUUCUCUUGUCCGGGAAGCUCGUCUCUAGGUUUCCGAAGCUCAGGAACGUCGAUUUGACGAGCGCGUGUAUGAAUCCGCCGCGAAACUCGGGUAUUUUGCUAUGUCACAAAUCGAUUUCGUUUCAAGUAUCUUCAGAUUCGUCGAAUUGGGGUUUCGUCGAGGAGAAUCUAUUGCACAGUGAGAUGGUCGAUAGAGGGCUUAGGGUUUUAGGAAGAGGGAGCUGCGAUUUGCUCAAGCUCGUAGUGAUUAACGCCACUGAAAUGGGAUUACUGAGUUUAGCUGAAGACUGUUCUGAUUUACAAGAGCUAGAGCUGCACAAGUGCAGCGAUAAUCUCUUGCGUGGAAUCGCUGCUUGCGAGAAUCUGAGAGCCUUGAGAUUGGUUGCGAGCGUCGAUGGACUGUACACUUCGUCGGUUUCUGAUAUAGGUUUGACGAUAUUAGCACAAGGGUGUAAGAGGCUAGUGAAGCUUGAGCUUAGAGGCUGUGAAGGUAGCUUCGAUGGGAUCAAAGCGAUUGGGCAGUGCUGUGAAGUGCUCGACGAGCUGAGUAUAUGUGACCAUAGAAUGGAUGAUGGUUGGAUAGCUGCGAUUUCGUAUUUUCCGAAUUUGAAGACUUUGAGAGUUUCGUCGUGCAGGAAGAUGGAUUCUAGUCCUGGACCGGAAAAGCUGCUUGGUUCUUGUCCAGCUCUUGAGAGUUUGCAUCUCCAGAGGUGUUGUUUGAAUGAUAAAGACGGCAUGAGAGCUUUGUUUAAGGUCUGUGAUGGAGCAACGAAAGUUCAUAUCCAGGAUUGCUGGGGAUUGGAUGAUGAUUCUUUCACCUUGGCUAAAGCUUUCAGGAGGGUUAGGUUUUUGUCUUUGGAAGGAUGCUCAGUCUUAACAACAAGCGGGUUAGAGUUAGUGAUUCUGCACUGGGAAGAGCUUGAGAGCAUGAGAGUAGUGUCAUGUAAGAACAUAAAAGACAGUGAGAUUUCACCUGCACUCUCCUCUUUGUUCUCUCUUCUCAAAGAACUUACGUGGAGACCAGACACAAGGUCUCAUCUCUCAUCGAGCCUCGAAGGUGCCGGAAUUGGUAAGAGAGGUAGCAAAUUCUUCAAAAAGAGAUGAUUAUUUUUGAACCUAAUCUUUAUAGUUUAUGUGUGUCCCUUAAAAAUCUUGAGAUAGACAAACUUUUUAGUUAUAUUCUUCUUGGGGGCAUUGUUACUUUGUUGUAAAAUCUGUCUUUGAUAACAAAUUUGUAGUCAUGUUCAAAAAAAAAGAACUCUUUAUGUAUUUGCAAUGUUCUGUUGUUAUGUAUAAUAAUAAAAUUCUUGUUUGUCCAUACCAUAGUACUUUUUUUGGGUUUUUCAUUAAAAUUUGGAUAAACAAAAGAAUUUACAAGAUAUAUGUUACUGUUAGGGUUAUUAUUAGUUUCGAUUUCUAGAGAAAACAAGUAAGAGAAAGUCAAAACAUUCGAAACAAGAGAAGAACCUUCUUCUUCUUGUUCGUCUUGUUUUUUGGAGAGAUCUCAUGGCUUCGUCACUUCUGUAAGCUCUCAUCACCGUGUCUUGUUCCGCUUCUUCUUCUCUAAACAUCAAAUCUGACACGUCAUCUUCGCCGUAGAAGACAUUUCUCUUCCCGGCGUCGAUUAAACCUUUCCGUCGACAUGGUAACGUUGCAGAAACUCGUGACUCCGCCGUCGAGGAAAGUAGGUCACUGUUGGGGAUGGAACCAGC
This is a messenger RNA of Thlaspi arvense, 2284 nucleotides long. Lineage: Eukaryota; Viridiplantae; Streptophyta; Magnoliopsida; Brassicales; Brassicaceae. The record is from the annotation of a GenBank genome assembly.